Messenger RNA from Plenodomus lingam JN3, 654 nucleotides. NCBI's taxonomy places the organism in Eukaryota, Fungi, Ascomycota, Dothideomycetes, Pleosporales, Leptosphaeriaceae. The record is from RefSeq and is a predicted model, not a curated record.
AUGCAGUCGGAAGACAAGUUCGAACAGCGUGAUAUUGGCCAAGCUCCAUGCACUUCCAGUCAGUUGGAUGGUCGUGUGCGUGAGGCUACAGUCCCAACAGACGCGAAUACCGGAUGUUUUUUCUCUUUGACAAAAGAGGCCCAUGUUCUCCCUCCUCUCCCGGGUCAGGUUGCAAGUGCUGACCAUGUCGACGAGACACCAGUUGACGGCUCUCGAGUAGCAUCACCUCAGCGCUGUCCAUCCUUCAAGUUGACAUUGGGACACGUUGGUGUUGGUGUUGGUGUUGGUGUAGCCCAACACAACAAUCGGGUGGGGCGUCUGGAAAAUGAGGGACAGACAACCCGCACUCAACACUCAACCAACCGUACCGCCAAAGGAAGCAGGGACGACGAAACUCCCCUCCCCCCCCUUGCGUGUACUAAGCUGGCCGGGCGUGGCUACUCUACCACACCCACACCACGUCGGAGCCGGAAGAGGGGGAUGGUGCGAGACGAUGGCUACUCGACUACAAGGUCGCGCCUUGGGACAGGGCAAUGGCUACGCAUUCAGCCAGAGACCAUUGGCCAGACAUCGAAGCGAGGCCCCAAGUUGAGAUCUGCGGGCUCCAUGCCCCAGUUUCUGCUACCGAUGAAGUGGCCAAACGUUCCUUGCUAG